CAUCAUCAGUUAAUACAAUGUCAUUUAAUGGACAUACAGUCAGUUUCCUGCUUAUAUUUUCAUUUAUAAUUUUAUUACACGCUAUGAUUAUAAGAAUACGACCUUUUACCAUUAAAAGCGAAGACAAACAUUAUUUGAGCUACUCCAGAGAUUCCUCGCUAAACUUCACGGAGUUAGCAACCAAAUAUGGAUACCAAUCGCAGGAGCAUCAAGUGGUAACAGAAGACGGAUACUUGCUCAAGGUCUUCAGAGUGAGCCAAGGCAGAAACUGCGACGGGAGAAGACGAUCACCGCCCGUAAUAUUGAUGCAUGGACUUCUGCAGAGCUCAGACUCUUGGCUGGAUGCUGGUCCCGGAGCCGCACUGGCUUAUCUCAUCUCUGACGCCUGUUAUGACUUGUGGGUAGCUAAUUGCAGAGGGAAUUAUUAUUCGAGACGUCAUUUGAAACUGGCCCCGAACAGUUCACAGUUUUGGCAUUUCUCGAUAGAUGAAAUUGGAUUCUAUGAUGUGCCUGCUACGAUCGAUUAUGUCUUGAAUUACACUGGAGCGGAAAAGGUGAAUUACAUAGGCUACUCCCAAGGAGCAGGAACGUUUUUCGUGAUGUGCUCCGAAAGGCCAGGAUACUGUGAUAAAGUGAAUGUGUUGAUAGCUCUAGCACCCGCUACGAGGCAGAUCAAUACCAAAUCAAUCCUGUUUAGAUUUCUAACUGAUGCUAUUUUGAGGUUAGAACACUUAUUGACAAAAUAUGGUAUGUACGAGAUCUUCGCGAAAGGAUCUAUCAGUCAGGAAUUCUUGGCCUUCUUCUGUGAGCUAAAUUGGAUUACAGAAAUGAUUUGCAACAGUGGCCAAUCGAUCUUAGAUGCGUACCACCCGAAUUCUGUAGCAGAACACACGGCUCGCUCGAUGUUUGGGCAUUUUCCUGCUGGAACGUCUGUGCACAACAUGGCUCGAUACGGACAGAGCAUGAUCAGUGAGGAUUUUGGGAAAUUUAACUAUGGUGUUGAUAAUAUGAGGGUAUAUGGUAGCGAGGAUCCCCCAUUGUACAAUUUAAGUGCGGUCUCUGUUCCUGUGGUGAUAAUUUAUGGUAAAAACGAUAGAUUAGUGGACACUAAAGAUGUGGAAUGGUUAGCAAAGAGGUUGCCCAACGUUGUAGAAUCCUUUUUAGUUGAAGACCCUUAUUGGAAUCAUCUAGAUGUGACGUACAGCCGAUACACUAGUAUAUCUGUGUUUCCUAAGGUGAAUGAACAUUUAUUACGAUACAGUUUUGAAGAUACAAGAUAAUUAUGGAAAAUGGAAAUUGAGGUCUUUGUAAAUUUUCAAUUGACUUCAAAAAGAAGGAACUUUCUUUACUUGGUUGUAUUUCUUUUAUGUUUUUUUACCUCAUAACUCUGUCUAUUCUAAACCGAUUUGGAGAAUUCUUUUUUUAUCUGAAACAAUAUACCUACAGAUUAAUUACUUUGAAAUUUUAUCAAAAACAGUUCAGUAGUUUAGUUUUUAGAUCAAAAUAACUGGUUUUGUAACAAUUGAAGUUUGUUUCUGUGUAGUGUGUAUCUUUAAUUAUUUGUGUACAAAGAAAAUGGAGAAAAGGAUUUGGUUUUGCACAAAUAGUGACAUUAUUUGUGCAAAUCAUACUAUUUCUUAUGCCACUGUUUUUUUUUUUUUAUGGGUGAUAACGGUAUGGUAACCCCGCCUGCGCUAACGGGAUACGCUGGCGGAGCACCAGUGAAGGGUGAUAGAUGAGAAUGAAAACAGGCCAGUUAGCCCAUCAUGAUGAAUUCAUCAGGAAUUAACCAUGAUAGUUUCCAGGGGGAACCGCGAGGUCGACCUGGUUGGGUAUAUUGCUAGCAGUGGGAUUCUCAGUCUCCAACAAUCCCUUCCCCCCAUGCCACUGUGUUAGGUUAACUGGAACUAACUUUGCUAACAUUGUUAUUAACUUAUUGUUGUUACUGUAUGUUUUAGUGCAAUAAAGAAUAUAUAUAUUAUUUGUGAUCAAAUUAAUAUGGGAUCAACACAAUUGUUCAUUACAAAAAGAAUUAUCAAAAUCGUAUCGUAGUUAACAGAUGUAUCGUAUGACAAUUUAAUUAAACUAAGUACAUUGUGUAGGUUAACGAUACGAAUGAGUGAUAUAACAAAUAGAUUCGUCCGUAACUGUUUACUCACAAAUAUUAAAUAUUUUCCAAUAUUUGGUCACAUAA
This is a messenger RNA of Galleria mellonella (greater wax moth), 2194 nucleotides long. RefSeq names its product lipase 1-like. Gene Ontology annotation, biological process: lipid metabolic process. NCBI's taxonomy places the organism in Eukaryota, Metazoa, Arthropoda, Insecta, Lepidoptera, Pyralidae. The record is from RefSeq and is a predicted model, not a curated record. Bases 18 to 1280 code for a protein of 420 amino acids. Gene Ontology annotation, molecular function: hydrolase activity, acting on ester bonds. The transcript has a single exon.